This is a messenger RNA of Andrographis paniculata, 1204 nucleotides long. Its product is annotated as secretory carrier-associated membrane protein 4. Gene Ontology annotation, biological process: protein transport. The transcript has 12 exons. The coding region runs from base 165 to 968 and encodes 267 amino acids. NCBI's taxonomy places the organism in Eukaryota, Viridiplantae, Streptophyta, Magnoliopsida, Lamiales, Acanthaceae. Gene Ontology annotation, cellular component: recycling endosome membrane; trans-Golgi network membrane. The record is from RefSeq and is a predicted model, not a curated record.
CCCAGACUGUCAGUGCUGUUUCGAACUCUCCCUAUAUCUCUAUUUUCUCUCUCUAUCGUGUUUAUUAUUCGUACGCUGUUACCUAUAUACAUAUAUAUAUAUAUAUAACCGCCGCAUUAACCUCCUUGGUAACGAGGUUUUUGCUUGAGGAGAAUCUGGUUGCAAUGAGUCGCGGCAACGAUCGUAAUCCGUUCGAGGAGGAGCCUGAAGUCAAUCCAUUUUCGAAUGGUGCUGGGUCGAAGUCACGCAUUCCUAAAGUGGUUUCUAAUACAUUCGGCUUUGGGCAGAAACAUGAUGCUAAUAUGGAUAUACCUUUAGACAACAUGAAUGAUCCCAAGAAAAAGGAGAAAGAACUAGCUUCCUGGGAAGCAGACUUAAACAGGAGAGAAAGGGAGAUUAAACGGAGAGAAGAUACUGUUGCUGGUGCUAAUAUUCCCGUCGACAAUAGAAAUUGGCCUCCAUUUUUCCCGAUCAUCCAUCAUGAUAUAGCAAAUGAAAUACCUGUUCAUGCUCAAAGGUUGCAGUAUCUUGCGUUUGCAAGUUGGUUAGGUAUUGUACUUUGCCUUGUGUUCAAUGUUGUUGCAAUCACUGUUUGCUGGAUAAAAGGCGGUGGAGUCAAGAUCUUCUUCCUUGCAAUUAUAUAUGCCCUAAUGGGGUGCCCACUCUCAUAUGUGCUAUGGUACAGGCCACUGUAUCGUGCGAUGAGGACUGAUAGUGCCUUGAGGUUUGGCUGGUUUUUCUUGCUCUAUAUGCUCCAUAUUGGAUUUUGUAUUUUUGCCGCUAUUGCACCACCAAUUGUCUUCCAUGGAAAAUCAUUCACUGGAAUCCUUGCGGCUAUUGAUGUCUUCUCUGACAGUGUUUUGGUUGGAAUCUUUUACCUCAUCGGUUUUGGUUUGUUCUGCUUGGAGUCACUUCUAAGCUUAUGGGUACUACAGAAAGUAUAUACAUUUUUCAGGGGAAACAAAUGAGAUUUGGAAGUGGAUGUAGAAGUCGGACGAGGCAGCCGUUUUCCUUGAAAGUAAAGUAUAUAUAGAUUUGUGACUAUCUAUCUCUUCAUCAUAUUCCUAUUUGUUUAUGUCCAUUUUGAGAAGAGCUUUUUGAGAUUCAGAUUCAGAUUCAGAUUCAGAUAUUGUUACAUGCUCUUGUUUGGAUUGACAUACUUACAUAAUUACUCAUGUUUUCUAUAUGCCUAUUUUAUGGCCCA